This is a messenger RNA of Hyposmocoma kahamanoa, 2246 nucleotides long. RefSeq lists its product as uncharacterized. NCBI's taxonomy places the organism in Eukaryota, Metazoa, Arthropoda, Insecta, Lepidoptera, Cosmopterigidae. Bases 1 to 930 code for a protein of 309 amino acids. The transcript has 5 exons. The record is from RefSeq and is a predicted model, not a curated record.
AUGGUUGGCGUCGCAAAAAGUUUUCGCAUAUACCCUUUGUCUGUAUUCGGGAAAACAAAGGUAUCUUGCUUGCCAAGGACGAUUGCAACUUAUCUGUGCGGGCGUGGAUGGCGAGUGAUAGCUGGUUGCCGACAAGGCGGUCUGGGCGCGCGCCUUGCAGAUUCUUGGCUGCAAGCGCACGCAGCGGCCACACCUGAAGACCAACCACCUCCGCGCCUGGCUACUCUUGAACUAGACGUCGCCAGAGAAGACUUGUUAGAAGAAGCUGCUCGAGCCACGGCUCAACAUUUGCCAGCUGGAGAACACGGUAUCUGGGCGGUAAUAAAUACGGCUGGCAGCAGCGGACGCGGCGGAUCAACCUGUUGGGAAUCCGCGCUGAAGGGCAACGUUCUGGGCGCGUUGAGGGUGGCUCGUACCUUCGCUCCACUUCUUGCAGCCGCAGCCGCAGAACAUGAUCACGCUGGCAGACUUUUCUAUAUCGGACUGACAUCAGAUACAGCAAGCGACAGCUUAUCCCGCUUAGACGCCGGCGACGAGGCUAGCGCAGGCGCAGCAGCGGUGCGUUGGGGCACCUGGGGCGCUGCACGUGCAUUGCGCGCCUCGUUGCGAUCGCGUCGUCUCCACGUCGUGCUAUUACACGCGCCUGACCUUUCUACUGCUGAGAUUUAUGCGCCACCCGUACAGCUUACUGUCCCCAGCCAGCCUUCUAGUCGUCCAGAAACACCAAGCUCCGACGUGAGCACAUCUACAGCGAGUUGCGCAGUGACAAUGCCAGGAGAAGCUGCUGAAUACAGCGCGAAAGUCCUCCCAACCAGCGCUUUGAAGGUUUUGGAAGACGCCCUGACUGCACCUUCACCAAGAGACGCCUACCAUUUGAAGAUGAAACAUGACUCCUGGUUCACAAGAGUUCCCUCUUUGAGAGUUGCUUGAAAUUUUGUAUUCCACUAUUCUAACACCUAUAAAGUAACUGUUAAAUAUUAUAUUAGUUACUCCGUUACUGAUUUAUGGUCUAUUCCAAACAGGACGAUACACUAUAUAUUAUUAAAACUGCUAACAUUUAAAAAAGUAAAUACCUAUGUAGAUUGAAGACUCAAACAAAUCACUUAGAAUGACUGUACUUGACAAAGUACUUUGAUCAUUUUUUAUUCAGAUCAUGGUGAAGGAAAAUGUCGUGAGUGAAGUUCCCAUUCCGUAUUCGGCCCGCGUAGGAACCUAUACAGCCCAAGCUUCGCAUUGUGAAAUGAGGCCUAUGCCCGGCUUGCCCAGUGCAACUAUUAUAUAGGCUAAGUACUAUUCAGAUCACAUGAAUAAGUGGUAUUCCUUUGAUAAACUCGCGCAACGUACGUUGCGUAUAACGCGCGUUAACGCGAUUCAGUUGCAACUAGUAAACUUUUGCAUACGUUCUUAUUAUUGAGUUUUUAAAUGUGUGUCGUCAGUGCGUAAAAAAUUCGCCAUGUGCAUAGGCUCUAAGGGCCGUAUUCUAGAACUCUACUCAAUGCUCAAGUCAGGAUUUGAGUAUGGUUUAAAGCACUCGAAAUCAUACUCAAGUCCCUGCCAUUAGGGUCGUAUUUCCAGUGCUUGUGUUACCAGUGCAAUCCUGACUUGAGCAUUGAAUAGAGUUCUAGAAUACGACCCUAAGGCUGCUAACUGAUGGACUGCACGUCUGCAGUUAAUGUGUGCAAUUGAGAUUUUUCUGCAAGGGUCAGCUGCAUUUGAAGUGAACGAUAGUCCGCGAAUCAAAAGCAGCAAUUAAUUGACAUUUAAGAGAAAAUUAUGAUUUUUUGCGUCUGAAACAACUUGAUGUUAGCAACAACAAAGGGUAGCUACUACUUGAGGAUUUAAUCAAAGUAAUGGUGAAAUAAAAACACGAUUGGUGAAACUUUUCUCAACGAUUUAUUUCACAUUUACACAAUUCUUAAACUUUUUGUAAACAGUACUUGUGUUAACAUUUUUUAUCGCAAACUGCAUUGCCGAAUUUAGUCGGGGAUUUUGGCCACAAAUGAAAAUGGAUGAUUUCGACAGCGAUAUGUUUAUUUCCUUAAUAUAAAGUAAAGUCAAUUUGGAAUUAUAAAUGUUCUAAAUAAAGUGACAACCUACAAGUAAAGCCAGGUACUCAUUAGCGAGCUGUAACUGUAACGUGACUGUCACAGUAACAAGGUUCUACAGUGUACGCGUGAAACAGUCUUCACUCGCUAGAAGGAGUAUGUGGUUAUCGUCGGCUCACUGCGAACGGCACGCGUUCCGCU